CUUCGUCACUUUGGUUUUUUUUUUUAAUUACAUUACUUGAGAAGGCCUCGUGAUUUUACAGUUUGGUAUUUGCUGGUUGAGUGUGACAGCGUGGGUCGCCUUUUGUCUUUCUUUUUGAUCAGCACUGUGCAAGAACAACAACAAUGUCUUUCAUAAACGGCAAUCAUAUCACAAAGGAUUCAUGGGACUCUCACAACAAGAUGAUGCUGGAGCCACUGGCUAUCAAUGAUGCUGAGGUGUUCUCUAUCAUUAAAAAAGAGAAGCACAGGCAGACAUACGGGCUUGAGCUGAUUGCUUCCGAGAACUUCACCAGCAGAGCUGUUUUAGAGGCACUUGGAUCUUGUAUGAAUAACAAGUACUCCGAAGGGUAUCCUGGUCAGAGGUAUUACGGUGGAACAGAGCAUGUAGACGAGCUGGAGAGACUCUGCCAGAAGAGAGCGCUUGAGGCCUAUGGUCUGGACUCUGACAAAUGGGGCGUGAAUGUGCAGCCUUAUUCCGGUUCCCCUGCCAACUUUGCUGUUUACACCGCCAUCGUGGAACCACAUGGUAGAAUCAUGGGCUUGGACCUUCCGGAUGGCGGUCACCUGACGCACGGCUUCAUGACUGAAAAGAAAAAAAUCUCCGCAACGUCCAUCUUUUUUGAGUCCAUGCCAUACAAGGUAAACCCCGAAACUGGUUAUAUCGACUACGACCGACUGCAAGAAAAUGCACGUCUUUUCCAUCCCAAACUCAUCAUUGCAGGAACAAGCUGCUACUCCCGUAACAUUGAUUACGCCCGCAUGAGGCAAAUUGCUAACGAGAACGGAGCGUAUCUGAUGGGCGACAUGGCGCACAUCAGUGGACUAGUGGCUGCUGGAGUCGUUCCUUCACCCUUUGACUACUGUGACAUUGUUUCCACGACAACCCACAAGACGCUGCGUGGCUGCCGAGCUGGACUGAUAUUCUUCAGGAAAGGUGUCCGCAGUGUUGAUGCCAAGGGGAAGGAGACUCUGUAUAAUCUCGAGUCUUUAAUCAAUCAGGCUGUUUUCCCAGGGCUCCAAGGUGGACCACACAACCACGCCAUUGCAGGUGUUGCUGUGGCUUUGAAACAAGCCAUGACACCAGAGUUCAAAGCUUACCAGAUCCAGGUUCUUGCCAACUGCAAAGCUCUGUCGGCUGCCCUCGUUGAGCACGGCUACACGAUUGUCACUGGUGGUUCUGACAAUCAUCUGAUCCUGUUGGACCUGCGUAGCAAAGGAACAGAUGGAGGACGAGCUGAGAAGGUUCUGGAAGCCUGUGCGAUCGCUUGUAAUAAGAAUACUUGUCCAGGGGACAAAAGCGCUUUGCGCCCCAGUGGACUGAGAUUUGGCUCCCCUGCUCUCACCUCCAGAGGCUUGGUGGAAGACGACUUCAGGAAGGUGGCAGACUUCCUUCACAAAGGAAUUGAACUAACCUUGGAGGUGCAGAGAAGUCUGGAUCCCAAGGCUACUCUGAAGGAGUUCAUCCAGGCGUUGGCCCAGAAAGAGAAUUUCCAGCAGCGUGUGACUGAUAUUAGAGCAGAGGUUGAAACUUUCGCUGGUCGUUUUGCCAUGCCAGGCCUCCCUGAGCUGUAAACUCGGACGCUGAUGUUUGUUGUUGGACUGAUGCGGUUUCUGAUGUGCAAAUGUGUAUUUUUUAAAUGAUGCGGUUAGACAUGCUCUACACCGUCAGAUCAAGAUGGGUUUUGGUCUGAGCAGGUUUUUUGUUUUUGUUCAACUGUGUUUUUUUGUUUGUUUGUUUUUUGUCGCCGCUUUGCCAAGCUUUAAAACUCACUGGAAGCUCCAAAUCAAUUUUAACCUUAAUAAAAGGUUUCCUGCUUCAUAAGUAUAAGUAUAAUUGACUUUAUUUCAUGUCAUCAAUCAUCAUGUAAAUACAGGGGUGCCCAAGUCCAGUCCUCGAGAGCCCCUAUCCAGUUUGUUUUCCAUGUCUCCCUCCUUUAUAACACAGCUGAAUCAAAUGACCAGCUCAUCAGCAAGCUCUGCAGGAGCCCGAUAAUGAUCCUGAUUAUUUCAUUCAGGUGUGUUGGAGGAGGGAGACCUGGAAAACUAGCUGGAUAGGGGCUCUUGUCUUGAGGACUGGACUUGGGCGCCCGACUGUAAAAUAUUGAACACCAAACACAUUUGUGUUUUAAAUCAGGUUGAUUUACUUGCUAUGUUUUAUCCAUACACAUUAAAGUUUAAGAGCCAAAUUGA
Corythoichthys intestinalis (scribbled pipefish) is the source of this 2210-nucleotide messenger RNA. It is a transcript of the gene shmt1, whose product is annotated as serine hydroxymethyltransferase 1 (soluble). Gene Ontology annotation, molecular function: serine binding; cobalt ion binding; mRNA regulatory element binding translation repressor activity. The coding region runs from base 144 to 1592 and encodes 482 amino acids. Gene Ontology annotation, biological process: purine nucleobase biosynthetic process; L-serine catabolic process; tetrahydrofolate interconversion. Gene Ontology annotation, cellular component: cytoplasm; nucleus; cytosol. The record is from RefSeq and is a predicted model, not a curated record. The transcript has 12 exons. Lineage: Eukaryota; Metazoa; Chordata; Actinopteri; Syngnathiformes; Syngnathidae.